GUGUAACAGAGAAACCGGAGCGCUGGAUUUGAGUAGCAGUCGCGCUUAUCCUAGUAACUAUGUGAGGAUCCGUCAUUGCAAUCUGCAGGGAUGAGAUGUUGUCUGGAUGGCUGAUGGACAGAAACGCCGACCAGUUCCAAGAUGCUGGCUCGUAACCGCUUCCUCUUCCUGGUGGUGGUGGGUGGGGCAGUGCUGGCUGUCCUCAGUUUCAGCCUCCAGUUCUUGAACCUGAUUCCCACCUCUCCCAUGCUGGAUGAGCAAGCAGUCCAGGCUGCAGAUGGAGGUUUCAGAGGUUUCCAGGCGAAAAGCAGAAAGCGAAUCUUUCCUGUGCAUCACAGCCAAGAGCCUGAUCCUGUCUUUGAGGCCUACAGCUACUGCAACACCCCAAACCGCACCGAACAAGCCUGGGAAGGUCACAGCCCCGCGGACUACAAGCUGCUAUCUGUUCAUGUGAUGAUUCGCCAUGGAGACCGCUACCCUCUCUACUCCAUCCCAAAGACCAGACGCCCCAGCAUCGACUGCACCCUGUCUGCCAACAGGCAGCCUUCCCACCCUCUGCUAGACUCCUUCAUUAAUCACAUGGGCCAGGGGACCCGUGGCCACUGGGAGGCACAGCUGGGCUCCAUUUCACGUCUCCCCAACCACAGCGUCUGUGAGAUGGGAGAACUCACGCAGACAGGUGUCAUUCAGCACCUUCGCAAUGGGCAACUCCUCCAACGUGCCUACAAGCACCACAGUCUGCUCCCCUCUGAUUGGUCGCCUCGCCAGGUUUGGAUGGAGACCACAGGGAAAAGCCGGACCCUCCAAAGCGGAAUGGCCUUUCUCUACGGCUUCCUCCCGGAUUUUGACUGGACUAAGGUGACCGUGCGUCAUCAGUGGAGCACAUUGUUCUGCGGCUCGGCAUGCGAGUGCCCUGCCAGGAGCAAGUACCUGGAGGAAGAGCAGAGGAGGCAGUAUCGCCUCAGAGUGGCUGAUUCCAACCUGGAGAGGACUUAUAUUGACAUGGCACGCACUUUAGGUGUGCUCACUCGCCAGCUCCGAGCUGCAAACCCUAUAGACUCGCUGCUUUGCCACCUGUGUCACGGCCUUCCUUUCCCAUGCGUUUCCGGUGGAGAUGGUGGUAGUGGCGGAUGCCUGACUAUGACACAGUUUGCGGUAAUUCGGCAACAGCAGCUAGAUGAUGAGGUAGAUCGGAGAAGAUUUGGGGCCUAUCGUAAAUACGCCAUCCUGGCCAUGUACCCGUACCUCAACAGAACUGCUAACAAGAUGGAACGGGUUGCUAGGGCCAACGAGGAUGGCCGGCAGCCACGUCUGGGUGGGGAGGAGGUCUUCACCCUCUCUUCGGGUCAUGAUGUCACCAUUGCCCCGUUGCUUAGCGCCCUGGGACUAGAGGAGGCCAAAUUUCCUCGCUUUGCAGCAAGAAUAGUCUUUGAAAUGUGGAAAAGCCCGCCUACAGCACAAGGCCAGGCAAAAAACAGAGCAGGAAAGAGCGAGAGGUCAAAGUCAAAUCGGAAAGAUGGGGAAGUGUUCAUCAGAGUGCUGUACAAUGGUGAGGAUGUGACAUUUCAUACCGCUUUCUGUCAUCCCAGCAAACGCCACAUCAACCAGCCACUCUGCCCUCUAAGAAACUUCCUAACCUUUGUCAGGAAGGAUAUAUUCAGCAUCGUCAACGCCACUUCCUACAAGGAUGCAUGCUACAAGCUCUCAGGGUGACAGAUUGAGAGCAAGGUCGCAGGGUAAGGACGCCCAGCCGUCAGGUGGUUGUGAUUCCCCAGAUUCUUAAGUUUAAGAGAAGGCGCUCUUUUAUGCCACUCAUAUCUGGCAUGCUCCUUCACAUUCCCAACAUUUCCACUC
Messenger RNA from Poecilia reticulata (guppy), 1854 nucleotides. It is a transcript of the gene pxylp1, whose product is annotated as 2-phosphoxylose phosphatase 1. Gene Ontology annotation, molecular function: phosphatase activity. Gene Ontology annotation, biological process: dephosphorylation; chondroitin sulfate proteoglycan biosynthetic process; glycosaminoglycan biosynthetic process. The record is from RefSeq and is a predicted model, not a curated record. Gene Ontology annotation, cellular component: Golgi apparatus. Lineage: Eukaryota; Metazoa; Chordata; Actinopteri; Cyprinodontiformes; Poeciliidae.